This is a messenger RNA of Pseudogymnoascus destructans, 3503 nucleotides long. RefSeq names its product DEAD-box ATP-dependent RNA helicase (gene DED1). The transcript has 3 exons. The coding region runs from base 460 to 2532 and encodes 690 amino acids. Gene Ontology annotation, molecular function: RNA binding; RNA helicase activity; ATP binding. NCBI's taxonomy places the organism in Eukaryota, Fungi, Ascomycota, Leotiomycetes, Thelebolales, Thelebolaceae. Gene Ontology annotation, cellular component: nucleus. The record is from RefSeq and is a predicted model, not a curated record.
CGCCUUCGCCUUCGCCUUCGCCUUCGCCUUCCCGACCUCGUCUGCCUCCUCUCUCUCUUGAUCUCUUCGAUUCUUCAAACUCUCCUCCUCCAUCAAACAAAUCCUACCUCUUACCACUUUAUAUCUCCACAUCAUCUCCUCUCCUCUCUCUCAAUCACCUUUCUUCAUUCCUUACGAAAGCCUUUCUUUCACGAGGAAUAUAGUUUGACGAGAUUAAUUACUGUCCCUUCUUCAACGGCCUCUCUACGCUCGAAGAAAUAGAUUCGUACAGCAACGACUCUCUUUUUUCGUCUUUAGAUUUCUUCUUCGAUCUUUUCGACGCGCUUUAUUUGAUCACCCCAGCGAUCUUGAAAGAGUACCCAGUACAGGCCGAUUAAUCAACCUCUCCAACAGCUCGCAGAUUCAGCAUCUACAGAACCAACGAAACUUCAGCUUACGAUCACCUCAAGACCACACAAUAUGGCUGAUCAACUCAACAUGAACGGACUCUCCCUGGGAGAGCAGCGCUCUUACAUCCCUCCCCACAUGCGUGGAAAGAUGGGCGGUGCUCCCCCAGCUGGCAUUCCCCAGGUGGAUGGGCCAGGCCCGGCUCCUGCUGCUGCUGCCAACGGUGGCGGAAUGGGCGCCAGUGCGUGGGCUCAACCAGCUCCAUCCAACGGCUUUGCCGCUGACGGACCUCGACCAGGCGGCGACUGGGCUGCUGCCCCUGCAUUUGCUCCCGGCGCACGUGGAGGAGCUCCUCCUGCACGCGGUGGCGGCAGAUGGCAAGACUCCCGCUCCGGCGGUGGUGGCUCAUUCGACCCCAAUGCAUACGGCAACCCUGCUGCCGGCGGUGGUGGCGGCGCUGUCUCCGCUCGUGGCGGUGGUGACGGACAAUGGAGGGAUGGCAAGCACAUUUCUGGCCCAGCCAACCCCCGUGUGGAGCGCGAGCUCUUCGGUAUCGCCGACGACCCAACCAAGCAACAGACUGGUAUCAACUUCGAGAAGUACGAUGAUAUCCCAGUCGAGGCUUCCGGACACGAUGUCCCCGAGCCAGUCCUCAAGUUCACCAACCCUCCUUUGGACGACCAUCUGCUCCGCAACAUCGACCUCGCCCACUACAAGGUCCCAACCCCAGUCCAGAAGUACUCCAUCCCAAUUGUCAUGGGUGGUCGCGAUCUGAUGGCUUGUGCCCAAACUGGUUCCGGAAAGACUGGUGGUUUCUUGUUCCCCAUCCUGUCUCAGGCUUUCAUCAACGGCCCAUCCCCAGCCCCAGCAGGUGCAGGUGGCAACUUUGGACGCCAACGCAAGGCUUACCCAACCUCCCUGAUCCUGGCUCCUACCCGUGAGCUGGUUUCCCAGAUUUACGAGGAGUCCCGCAAGUUCGCCUACAGAUCGUGGGUUAGACCUUGUGUCGUCUACGGUGGUGCCGAUAUCGGUUCCCAGCUUCGCCAGAUCGAGCGUGGUUGUGAUCUCCUCGUUGCCACCCCCGGUCGUCUCGUCGAUCUGAUUGAGCGUGGCCGUAUCUCCCUUUGCAACAUCAAGUACCUCGUCCUCGAUGAGGCUGAUCGCAUGUUGGACAUGGGUUUCGAGCCCCAAAUUCGCCGCAUUGUUGAGGGCGAGGAUAUGCCCGGUGUUCAGGGCCGCCAGACGCUCAUGUUUUCCGCCACUUUCCCGCGCGACAUCCAGAUGCUAGCCCGUGAUUUCUUGAAGGAUUACGUCUUCUUGUCUGUUGGACGUGUCGGUUCCACCUCUGAGAACAUCACCCAGAAGGUUGAGUACGUUGAGGAUAUGGACAAGCGCUCGGUUCUUUUGGAUAUUCUCCACACCCACGGCGCUGGUCUCACUCUGAUCUUCGUUGAGACGAAGCGCAUGGCCGAUUCGCUGUCGGAUUUCCUGAUCAACCAGAACUUCCCAGCCACCUCCAUUCACGGAGACCGCACUCAACGCGAGCGUGAGCGUGCCCUCGAGAUGUUCCGUAACGGUCGCUGCCCAAUCUUGGUUGCCACCGCCGUUGCUGCUCGUGGUUUGGACAUCCCGAAUGUCACCCACGUUGUCAACUACGAUCUCCCAACUGACAUCGACGACUACGUCCACCGUAUCGGUCGUACUGGUCGUGCCGGUAACACCGGUAUCUCCACUGCGUUCUUCAAUCGUGGCAACCGCGGCGUCGUCCGUGAUCUCCUCGAGCUUCUCAAGGAGGCCAACCAGGAGGUUCCUGCCUUCCUCGAGAACAUUGCUCGCGAGGGUGCUGGCUUCGGUGGCAGCUCCCGUGGUGGCCGCACCGGUGGCCGUGGACGUGGAAGCGGUGCCAACCGCGAUUUCCGUAAGCUCGGUGGCAGCGCCGUUCCAUUCUCCGGUGGCUUUGCUGGCGGCGCACCUGCUGCAUACGGUGGUGGCGGUGGUGGCUACAACGCUGCUCCCCAGGCUGCUUAUGGCGGUGGUGGUGGUGGUGGUAGCGGCAGCUACGGUGGCGGCGGUGGUGGACAGGGAUAUGGCGGCGGCAGCUACGGAAACCCAAGCGGACCUGGCGGCCAAUCCUCGUGGUGGUAAAUACUCCACUCGGGGCGACUCGUCUCUACUCUUCGGACUUUGAUGGCGACGCCGCACAGUACCUGCAAGACCGAGACUUGUGGAACUUAUUUCUUUUCGAUCGAUCUGUACUUGCUUCGAUAAUUCUUUUUGCUUUUUAUAUCUCAUUUUGCGAGAUUCGAUUUCACGAUGGCAGCAUUCACGGGCACACUGCACAGAGAGCAGACUUGUGAACUCGACCAUACACCGGCAUACGAUAGAUAGCGUUGUCUUUUGUUUCUGGCUGUCUCUUCACCUUUUUCUUGAUACCCAAAUACAUCAAGGAGCGAGGUGGCAUCAGGCAGGCUGCAUGAGAUAUCUGGGUGGCGCAAGGAUAGGCCAUCUGAUGCUUUCACACAAUGGGGAUAGGAGCCAGAGGGACAAAUCAUCUGGGAUUCGAAUUACGCAUUAUGACCGUCAUGUCAGCGCUUAAUCUCUCUUUUUAUUCGCACCGCGGCUUCGCUUACCAGAAGCGCUGUGUGGGACUUGCGAUUCUACUUUUUCCUUUUUCCUCGCAUAGACUGGCUGAAGUUUUUGUCGUCACGCUCUACCGGAUCAUAUGGGCUUCGAUCGUAGACAAAAGUGGAUUUUCAUUCGAUUUUCAACAACCGGGCCGGCAGACCCUGUUGCGAGCGGCGGAUCUCUUAACGCAUUCAUGGGAUCUUCUUCUGGGCGAUGCGGUAAAUAUAUUGGGCAUCGAAAAAUGUGCUAUUCGGCGGGCGCGUCUUUGAAGCAGGCAUAUUCCUUUUGUUCUCUAGAUAUGCAUAGAGGAUGGAGAGGAGCGUGCGGUACGACGCUAUGGCGCUGAUGGCAUUACGGAAGUGCUCCGGCCUCUUUGCACGCGUGAGGGCGGUGGCUUUACCCUUUCGGAGGGUUGGGGAUGUGCUGCACUCAUGUGCGAGGACUCGACGGGAUCACUUAACUUGGGGUAUCCGAAUUGAAACGUCUACGUA